Molecule: messenger RNA, 792 nt
Organism: Cydia amplana
Lineage: Eukaryota; Metazoa; Arthropoda; Insecta; Lepidoptera; Tortricidae
Exons: 3
Coding region: 56-787 (243 amino acids)
Source: RefSeq, a predicted model, not a curated record
GGACUCGUGCCUACUACAUAGUUGCAUUCUCGAGUAGUCUACACUAAAUACAGAAAUGGAUUUACAUUUCAUUUUAAUAUUGUGCUUGAGUGUUUGUGGACUGUGCUCUGCAUUCUUUCUAUUUAAAGACAAGGGGAAGCCACUAAUAUUUUGUUUCAAAAUAUGCCCUCUGUACUGUUCUAAACAUGCUACCAAGAGAUACGAUCAUGAUGAAUCUUUUCUAACUUAUCUGCACGACAACUCGUAUGCGACCGCAGAAGUAUUCGCGAAACACGAUUUCGCCCAUUGGAGUUCAAUAACUAAAUCGACCAAUGCACCGACUACUAGUACUACCACAAAAAAGCCCACAUAUCUGGAUUACAACCCAUAUUUUGUUGACGAUGGAUCUGGAGAUUUUGACCACUUUCCACAUCAUUAUUAUGCACACUGGAAUCUAAAAACGCAGAAAACGACUACCACUGAAGCAUCUAAAACGACAAUUGAGCCAUCCAUCUACCUAGAUCACAAUCCAUAUUUCAUCGACGCGCCUGAGAUAUACGACUAUCAUCCCGCACCUCAUUUUUGGAAACCCAAACCAACAACAACAACAACCACUACAACAACAACAGAAAAAACACCGAUUUAUUUAGACCACAAUCCAUACCUUAUCUGGCCCGAUUAUGAUAACUAUCCAAGUCAUUAUGGAUGGAAACCAAAACCAACCACCACUGCAGCUCCUACUACAACCGAAGAACCUACUUUUAUUUGUCAGGUCUGUAAAGAAAAAUGUGGAGAUAAAUUUUCUUAAUAAUU